GAAAAUAAAGACCGACUAAUUUAUUUCCAGCCUUCGUAGCCAUAAACAGAUUUCUUGUUUAAAUUUGGUGAGAUUUUUCCCCAUUUCCUUCUCCCCUUUCUCUCUGUUAUUUGCAUAGCGUCUCCACAGUCAUUCAACCCUCUCUGUAAUGCCAUAGAAUCAGUGCUUCUAGCCAACAGAUAUCACUCUAAUCAGCUGAUUUUUUCUACUACUGGCUUCUGUACAUUAAAAAAUAUCCUUCAAGACCUUAGCCAGUGCAUUCUAGCUCUAAUGGCGAACUUUAAUUUUAUAUUUUUUUUGAACUCACAAUUACAGUCUAGCUUUUGAGCUAGAGGUUGUCGAUUGCUGCAGUUCUUAGAAAUAACUCAAAAGUAGAGCUCAGUUCGUCGAAUUUUGAGCUCUAUAAAUUCGUCGAAACAACAAAAAAAUUCGCGAUUUUCUCUCUGGUUUUGCAGUUUUGGAGAUUCAGAAUCUUUGUGUAAGGCCUGAAUUGCCUCCAUAUAUGACCCCGGCAGAAGUAGAGGCUCUUAUUUUCACCUUAGCAAAUUGACCUCACCAGCACCCAGGGAAUAUAUGAGCUAAACAAAGAGAUGCUGUCAACUUGCUUUCAGCUGGAAUGAAGACCUUACAGAGUGCACAAGAACAGUCCACCCAAAUUUCACAGGAUUCCCAAAGCGAGCAACAGAAUAAUCACAAAACAGAGGCUCCAGUAGCGGACUCUAGUUCAAUAUCUGCAUCAAGCAAUGAUAGCAGAAAGGUUUCACGCCAAGAUAUUGAACUUGUCCAAAAUUUAAUAGAACGCUGCCUACAAUUGUAUAUGAAUAGAGACGAGGUUGUUAAAACCCUCUUGACCCGUGCUAGGAUAGACCCUGGGUUUACGACACUUGUAUGGCAGAAGUUGGAAGAAGAAAAUGCUGAUUUCUUUAGGGCCUAUUACAUUAGGCUGAAAUUGAAGAAACAGAUUCUCUUGUUUAAUCAUUUGCUUGAGCGUCAAUAUCAUCUCAUGAAGUAUCCUGUACCUUCGAAAGUUCCUUUGGCUCCAAUACAAAACGGGGUUCAUCCCAUGCCCGUUAACAAUUUACCGAUGGGAUACCCUGUCCUGCAACAACCCCAAAUGCCAGCUCCAGGUCAACCUCAUCUUGACUCAAUGAGCUGUGGAAUAUCAAGCUGUCAUGUUGUUAAUGGAAUCCCUGCGCCAGGAAAUUUUCAUCCCAUUCGGAUGAAUUCUGGAAAUGAUAUGGUGAUGGGAAAUAGUGCAGCUGAUACAGCUCCUGUAGUGCCACCAAGCAGUGCCAUUUCAUCCAUGUCUGAGAUGCCUCUGAGCCCUACGUCAGUGACAUCUAAUGGUCAUUUUCCAUUUAAUGCAUCUGACAUGUCAGGAAUGGGGGUAGACACCUCAGCACUAUAUACAGCAUUUGCAUCUGAUGCGGCAAGCUCUGUAGGAUUGCAGCUUGGACCAGAUGGUGGGGCUGGAAAUUCCAGAUCAUUGGAACAGAUUCAAUGGACUUUCAGCCUUUCAGACCUAACAGCAGAUCUGUCGAACUUGGGAGAUUUAGGAGCUCUAGGAAACUAUCCUGGUUCCCCCUUUCUGCCUUCUGAUUCUGAGAUCUUGCUUGAUUCUCCAGAGAACGAGGACAUAGUGGAGGAGUUUUUUGUUGAUUCCGUCCCAGGGCCACCAUACCAGUCAGAUGAAGAGAAGUCCUAGUGUAAGGUUAGGUUCAAUCCCUGUUCUCUUUGAAAUUAUCAGGAUAGAGAAAAAUUAGAUGAAUAAGAUUUAAGUGGUUGUCAUCUAUUUUUUAGGAUUUUAGUUUGUCAUUGUCAACAAAUCGAACAGCUUAAAAGUGCUCCAGUAAUGUAGUCUUGAUGGGAUUAGUAUGCCUAUAGGGAAGAGUAAUGUUACUUUUAGUUGUAAUUCUCAGCUCAGAAAUUUAAAGGCAAUUUACAACUUCUUACACCUCCCUCCUGUUGUUGAAAUCGAACUCUCUUAAACGGAAAGCUUGAGAGCAUAAUUUGUGACAUUUAUUUGGACCUAUUGGUGUCAUAAUCACCAUAACUGUGAAUUUCUUUGGAUGUAAGAACUUUAUUGGGAUUAUAUAAUGUUUUGAUGUGAGUGAUA
Molecule: messenger RNA, 2116 nt
Organism: Populus trichocarpa (black cottonwood)
Lineage: Eukaryota; Viridiplantae; Streptophyta; Magnoliopsida; Malpighiales; Salicaceae
Exons: 9
Coding region: 617-1705 (362 amino acids)
Source: RefSeq, a predicted model, not a curated record